AUGAAGAAAGAAUUCGUUUUCUUGCUUGUGGCUUCACUGGCACAAAUUGGGACAGCAAAUGAUAAAUGGAUUGAAGAGUGCAAGAACCAGAGUGCAAACAUUCAAAUUCAUUCGGCUGGUGGCAACUGGAGAAACCUUACGAGCGAUGAGACGUCUAAUCAAUAUUUUUGGAUCCAACGAACGUUCACGUGCACUGCUGAUCCAGACCAUUUCGCUCUUGUUCUAAUCAACCACAAGAUAGAUUCAUCGGCAGACACAAAAACUAUCACUUGUGGAUCGCGGCGUAAAUGGAUGUACAAAGGUGAAGUCGUUCUCAAUGUUGGAUGCUAUACAGGCAUAGGGGCAAAUCGGACCCAAAAGUCCGAAGAAGAGGAAAGAAUUCGAAAUUGGAUGGGCGAGCAUCACGGAGCUAAAGAGGAUCAAGAGGAUUGGACAUGGAGCAGCAUCCAGUAUGAACAACAAAAGAAAAUGCAGCGAAUGGCUUCGGAAAUCCAAAAUCUUUUGGUUAACACCGAUAAUAUAAUCAGGAAGCAAGUCGCCGUUGUACCGGCGGACUAUGUGGAAGCUUGGCCGGAAUCACAGGCCCGGUCAGAGGACAACUACUACAUGAGAACGGCUUUCGUUGGCUUUGGAGACGAUAACUCCGUGCUGGAAUUUGCGAACUAUGUGAUAUCAGUCGCUACUUUCAAGCCCCUUCUCAACGGCAAGACCGACACGACGGGAUCCAUUCGC
Molecule: messenger RNA, 732 nt
Organism: Mesorhabditis belari
Lineage: Eukaryota; Metazoa; Nematoda; Chromadorea; Rhabditida; Rhabditidae
Source: the annotation of a GenBank genome assembly